Molecule: messenger RNA, 571 nt
Organism: Amphimedon queenslandica
Lineage: Eukaryota; Metazoa; Porifera; Demospongiae; Haplosclerida; Niphatidae
Product: kelch domain-containing protein 4-like
Exons: 4
Coding region: 29-571 (180 amino acids)
Molecular function (GO): protein binding
Source: RefSeq, a predicted model, not a curated record
AGUACAUAAUAAUGAAAAGAAGAAAUCAAUGUAUUCUGUCAUGGAGGUGUACCACUUGGUGACUGGUAGGUGGGAGCAGAUACCCACCACUGGUAACCCUCCACUGGGUGUUAGGAGCUAUGCAGCUGCUGCCAUUGGAAAUGAAAUAUUUUAUUUUGGAGGCUAUUGUGGUCAUGGUGACUGUUGUCAUAAUAGUUUAUACAGUUUUAAUGUCGAUACCUUCAACUGGAAGGAACUCUCUCCUACUACAUCUCGUCAUGGUCCUAUGAUGAAGAAGCACUGUGACAUGAUAGCAAUAAAAGUGAAUGGUGAGGACUAUCUUGUAGUAAUUGGAGGACAUGGACCAUCUUCUAAUAAUGCACCAAAACAACCUGGUGCCCAGUACAGUGAUGAUAGGAAUAAUGAAAUACAUUUUUAUAAACUCUCAUCAGGUGAUUGGAUAUCACCAACUGUCACUGGAGACAGACCACCUCCUAUUAGCUCCUUCACUUUAACAUCAGUUGAUAAUUCUAGUGCUAUAUUAUUUGAAGGCCUCACUGCUAACGGAAGGAAAUUGUUUAAAGUUAUCUAA